CUGUAACGUCAAAAUUGAAUGGUUCUUAGAAAAAAAAAAUGUGGAAAUAAGGAGCCGUUCUUAAUUUGGAAGCAAUAUUCCUCGAUUUCGGGCUCUCCAAGCUUCGAUCAGCCAUGACCACUGAUCGCCUGAUCCUGCUGCAGUUCAGCAUGCACUGUUUCAAGAUCAUCUUCAUCUACUGCAUCUGUGUGAAUGUCCUGGAGCAUCUCGUCCAGCGGGUCCAGGAAAACUGAGUGGGAAAAUGUUUGGGGCCAGGAAACGAGAGCAAUAAAAAUUA
This is a messenger RNA of Drosophila suzukii, 277 nucleotides long. RefSeq lists its product as uncharacterized. The record is from RefSeq and is a predicted model, not a curated record. NCBI's taxonomy places the organism in Eukaryota, Metazoa, Arthropoda, Insecta, Diptera, Drosophilidae.